Messenger RNA from Salvelinus namaycush (lake trout), 1318 nucleotides. Its product is annotated as gap junction gamma-1 protein-like. The record is from RefSeq and is a predicted model, not a curated record. The coding region runs from base 77 to 1318 and encodes 413 amino acids. Lineage: Eukaryota; Metazoa; Chordata; Actinopteri; Salmoniformes; Salmonidae. Gene Ontology annotation, biological process: cell communication. Gene Ontology annotation, cellular component: connexin complex. The transcript has 3 exons.
AAUGCCACACUGAAAAUAACACCUCUCCCCCCAGAGCUGAGAGGGCUCCUGGCCAGGUGUCUGCUGAGGCCUCAUCAUGAGCUGGAGCUUCCUGACGCGUCUCCUGGAUGAGAUCUCCAACCACAGCACGUUCGUGGGGAAGAUCUGGCUGACUGUGCUCAUCAUCUUCCGCAUCGUGCUGACGGCCGUGGGGGGCGAGACCAUCUACUACGAUGAACAGGCUAAGUUCGUCUGCAACACGCAGCAGCCCGGGUGUGAGAACGUCUGCUACGACGCCUUCGCUCCGCUCUCACACGUCCGCUUCUGGAUCUUCCAGGUGAUCCUGAUCACCACCCCUACCAUCAUGUACUUGGGCUUUGCCAUGCACAAGAUCGCCCGCAUGGACGAUGUUGAGUACCGGCCUCUUCAUCGCGCCGGGAAGAAGAGAAUGCCCAUCGUGACCCGGGGGGCACAGCGGGACUACGAGGAGGCAGAAGACAACGGAGAGGAGGACCCCAUGAUCACUGAGGAGAUCGAGGUGGAGAAGGACAAAGGGAAGGUGACAGAAGGCUCUGUGAAGAAGCACGACGGUCGGCGGCGGAUCGCGCGUGACGGCCUGAUGAAGGUGUACGUGUGUUCGCUGAUCUCGCGCAUCGCCUUCGAGGUGGCCUUCCUGUUAGGCCAGUACGUCCUCUAUGGCUUCGAGGUGGCGCACUCCUACGUGUGCAUGCGCUCUCCCUGUCCACACAUGGUGGACUGCUUCGUCUCGCGGCCCACCGAGAAGACAAUCUUCCUCCUGGUUAUGUACGUGGUUUCUCUCCUCUGCACCACACUCACCCUCCUGGAGAUUCUCCAUCUCGGGGUCGGCGGGGUCCGCGACACCCUCCGCGUGCGCGCCAGACGCCACCCCACCCCACCUCUGCCCCCUGUGGCCCGGGGGUCCCUCUGCAGUUCCCGCCAUGUACCCACGGCCCCGCCAGGGUACCACACGGUCCUGGGGAAGAAGGACCCGUCAGGCAAGCUGAAGGCAGAGUUCAGAGAGCCGUUGGUGGGGGACUCUGGGAGGGAGAGCCUGGGGGACGAGGCGUCCAGCAGAGACCUGGAGAGGCUGAGGAAGCACCUGAAGACGGCCCAGCAGCACCUGGACCUGGCCUACCAGAACGAGCAGGGCCAGGGGUCCCCGUCACGGAGCAGCAGUCCCGAGAACAACGCCACGGCUGCAGAGCAGAACAGACUCAACUUCGCUCAGGAGAAACAGGCGGCGGCCAGCGAGAAAGGUAAGGAGGUGAACGGGUCAAACUGCUGGACGGGUCAAAACAACAUGACGGAAGGUUUCUAG